Triplophysa rosa is the source of this 1140-nucleotide messenger RNA. RefSeq lists its product as uncharacterized. The record is from RefSeq and is a predicted model, not a curated record. The transcript has 3 exons. Lineage: Eukaryota; Metazoa; Chordata; Actinopteri; Cypriniformes; Nemacheilidae. Gene Ontology annotation, molecular function: protein binding. Bases 592 to 1029 code for a protein of 145 amino acids.
AUCUUGUUGUGAAGAAAAGGGCGGAUACGUUGAGAGGCUGCAGGUUACCUAGGCAACAACCGCACGAUCUGUAAACAUUCAACAGCUUCUGUUCUUCUUCAAUUCGCAGCAGGUUAGCAGUCAUUCCUGACACAACAUUUAAUGAUUGUUUCAUCUGGCAGGUUAUCGUAGAUAAUAGUUUACCUCACACAGAACGUAAACCGCCUUGAAGCUUUCCGUUUACGAUGCAGGCUGCAUUACGAUGGGAAAUUGGUCGUGCAGUAAGAGGGGCUGUAUUCAUCCAAAACUACUGAAAACGUUCAAAAAUGUGUUUGUGACAACGCAGGACAAUUUAUGACUACAAUAUAUAUUUUUUAGGUGUAAAUUUUAUAACCAUCCCUAAAAACGUAUGCAAAAAAUGUGAGCUGAACUUGCAGACAUGUGAAUGUGUAUUAUGGCAGUUAUCCACUGGGGGGCGUCAUAGAUCUCGGCUGAAGAAAACGUGAAGGCUACAAAAAAUUAGACAUCUGAUCUGAUCACCCGGGCUUGAAAAGUUUAUGGAGUGAAUUUCAAGGGAAGACAUCUUUAAUUCACUUUUUUGUUGUUGAGUGUAUGCUUCUUUUCUGUCCACGUCACAGUUUUAUCAUGCAGAGACCGGAUUUAGAGGAGACAGACCACAGAGUGGUGCUCCGCAACGAGAAGUUCCUGAAUAUUCUGGAAGAAGUGAUGGAACUCAACUGGCUUCAUGGCAAAACCCAGCCGGAGAAGAAAGAAUUGCUUGUAAAGACCCUUCCCUCGAUUGCUUCUGGUGCUGUGGAAAACAACGAUUUCAUCUCUCUUCAAGUCCUCCUAGAACAAAUGGAUGUCAAUUCUGGAGGCUACGAUAAAAAAACCCCUCUCCAUACAGCCUGUCAGGUGGGAAAUGAGGAAAUGGUAAUGUUCCUACUGGACAAUGGGGCUUCAUCUCAGUCCGAGGACAGGACAAUGUCAAAGGACAAAGGACCUCAGUCUGGACAAUGCCCAAUGUACUCUGCCAUUAAGAACAGGUAAACCCAAGCCUUUAUUUAAACAGGAUGUGAACUCAAUGAGUUCCAAUGAUUUGUUUAUUUAGCUGAAUUGACAUUGAACUACUAAAGAGCCAUUUAUUCAUUUAUGUUGCCA